AUGGCAGAUGCAGCGAUUUUCUACUUCCAAAGGACAUUAUAUAAAGAAAGUGAUAAGACUUCAACUUGGCAAACUAUUCCCGAAAACACGACAGUAGUUACAGCUUAUAUAGAUAUAGGCCCUUUUUCAAAAGGAUAUCUUCAUAGGAAAAGGUCGACAACAUUCUAUUUUGAAAGAGCCAAAGCUUUUAAAUUCUUGUUAAAUUCAUUAAUAGUAUUCACAAAUUCAAAUAUAUUUAAACAUUAUAUGCUUGAAUUACGUCGAGACCUUCUGUCUGUUACAAAAGUGUUUCUUAUUGAUUCAAUGUCGAUAAGGUCAUUCCAAUAUAUAAAACAAAUUCAAGAAAUUUUUCUGCUACAUUCAUACCCAAAAUACUAUCCCCAUACAACAAAUCCUAUGUAUACAUGUGUAACCCAUGCCAAAUUCGACUUUCUUUUGAAUGCAACGACAGAAAACACAUUCAAAUCAAAAUAUUUCAUGUGGUUAGAUGUUGGAUAUUAUUCAAGUAAAACAUCUUUAAAAAUGUUUUAUUUAUCCAAACCGCCAUCAUUUGAUGAAACUAAAAUAGCGGCUGACCAAGUUGUUUCAAAUCUUACUCAAGCGCUUGAAUUAGAUCCAAACACAAUUUUCAAAAAGAAAAUGAGCAUUGUAGCGGCUGGUCUAUUAUAUGGAGAGAGAAGUCGUAUAAUCUAUUUUUCAAAACUGUAUCAACGGGGGUUUCGGUACUUUUUGUCACAAAAUUUAACUAAUUCAGAGCAACAGGUCAUAUAUGCAAUUUACUGUGAUAAAGGCAGCCGUAUACUAAAACCGGCUGUCGAGUUACAAUAUUACAGGGCGCCAGGUGCUCCUUAUUAUCACUUCCUUGGUACUAGACUUAUGAAAGUUAGCUCACUUUCGUAAUUGAAAACGACGUUGGAAAAGGAAAUGACAUUUAAAAACUUGUACUUUUAGACAAAGAAAAUAGAGUUGUAUGUUUUGUUGAGUUCUUUCAUGUAUCAAAUGUUCGAAACAGAUAACGACCUUAACAAAAACAAAUGAGUGAAAAACAAACAAUGAAGAAAAAGGCAAAAACAACAAAGAACGGAUGUAAAUGAAAUCAGAUAAAUAGUUGUCGAAUGUUAUAAAAUAAACUUAAGUCAAUAUUACAUUACUGCACAGUUACAUAACGCAUUAUGUAUUCCUA
This is a messenger RNA of Ruditapes philippinarum (Manila clam), 1183 nucleotides long. Its product is annotated as protein HtrL-like. The record is from RefSeq and is a predicted model, not a curated record. NCBI's taxonomy places the organism in Eukaryota, Metazoa, Mollusca, Bivalvia, Venerida, Veneridae. The transcript has 2 exons. The coding region runs from base 1 to 900 and encodes 299 amino acids.